AUCAGCUGGUGUGAUGGGAGAUACCGUUGGCCGCAGGAAGGGCCACUUCUUCUCCAGGACUACACUGAAAGGUGACAAGUAUCUCUGGUUGUGUUGCCCAAUAAUCAGUCGAAAUACCUGUGAUCAUGAAGUCCACGGCUGCAUACGUGGGAGAUCUUGAUCAUGUUAGAGGACCGGAGCGCGAAGCACCACCACAUGUCAGCGGUACUCGUCCUUCUACUGAGUUUGGAGAUCACGACCCCGCGGAUCAAGUACGACAGAGCGACCUCAUUUACGGAUAUACCAGUUCUCCAGUACCAUCCUAUUUCCCUUUCGAUACAUACCCUCAAGAUCACCGAGGACAGAGCCCGUUAUUCGAAUGGUCCACAGUCUACCACACGACCGCUCGCUCAAAUACCCAGACAAGAAAUCAGCCCUUUAGCAUCUAUGGGACUUCUAGUGACAAUGUCAUGGCCGACGAUCUCACAUAUGACCCCGUUCUGCCGCCUCUCGUUUCCAGCCUAGGAAGCCAUGAUAUCCCGAUGCCAUUCAACUCCACUACAAUGGUGUGGGAACGAUUUCCAGCACCAGAGGACACAAAUCUAAAUGACAGCUGCUCCCUUCAUACUACCAGUCAAGAACAUCACCAGGACCUUGGCGAUGAGAACGAGUUGGCCACUAAACUAGAGCUGGAUCCUGUAUUGCCGAUGAAUUCGCCCUCCUCAUCCCUUUCAACCGUAGGUGACAUCACCGAAAGCUCAGCAACGUCAGAGUGCGUUUCCCUUGAGGAACCAGAAAUGUCACUAGCCAAACGCCGUCGUGUUUCUGCUCCAAGUCUGCGCUGGAACACAACGCGAAAGACGCGGAAGAAGAAGCUCGAACAGACGACCAUCGUAUUCCCUCAGUCUCCAACUUCCUCCACCCCGAAAACAAACCACAAUGCUAUCGAAAAGCAAUACCGCAAUCGUCUGAAUGAUAAAUUUGAGGCAUUACUGUCUGUGCUGCCAGCGCAAGAGGCGGAAAGUGAGGGGGGAAGUCUGGCAACAGUGAGUAAGGGGGAUGUGCUGAUAUUGGCUAAGGAUUAUAUUGAGAGCUUGGAAAAAUCCCGAGACGAGCUGCGGGAGGAUCGGAGGUCGUUGGAAGACGAUGUUAAAAAUAUGAAAGAAGCGUGGAUACAGUCGGGGGGGUCUGGUUUUAGCGCAGGCUGAGGCUCGGUCGUGGGUUCAGGAACGGCUGUCUUUGUGCACAACGAGUGGGAUGUU
Messenger RNA from Hyaloscypha bicolor E, 1241 nucleotides. RefSeq lists its product as uncharacterized. NCBI's taxonomy places the organism in Eukaryota, Fungi, Ascomycota, Leotiomycetes, Helotiales, Hyaloscyphaceae. The record is from RefSeq and is a predicted model, not a curated record. The transcript has a single exon. Bases 126 to 1187 code for a protein of 353 amino acids. Gene Ontology annotation, molecular function: protein dimerization activity.